Molecule: messenger RNA, 1077 nt
Organism: Propithecus coquereli (Coquerel's sifaka)
Lineage: Eukaryota; Metazoa; Chordata; Mammalia; Primates; Indriidae
Gene: P2RY8
Product: purinergic receptor P2Y, G-protein coupled, 8
Exons: 1
Coding region: 1-1077 (358 amino acids)
Biological process (GO): phospholipase C-activating G protein-coupled receptor signaling pathway; positive regulation of Rho protein signal transduction
Cellular component (GO): membrane
Molecular function (GO): G protein-coupled receptor activity
Source: RefSeq, a predicted model, not a curated record
AUGGACAUGAACAUGACGGGCCCGGACAACGCGACGCUGCGGAUGCUGCGGAACCCGGCGAUCGCCGUGGCGCUGCCCGUCGUGUACUCGCUCGUGGCGCUGGUCAGCAUCCCGGGCAACCUGUUCUCGCUGUGGGUGCUGUGCCGCCACAUCGGGCCCAAGUCGCCGUCCGCCAUCUUCAUGAUCAACCUGAGCGUCACGGACCUGAUGCUGGCCAGCGUGCUGCCCUUCCAGAUCUACUACCACUUCAACCGCAACCACUGGGUGUUCGGCGUGGUGCUCUGCAACGUGGUCACCGUGGCCUUCUACGCCAACAUGUACUCCAGCAUCCUGACCAUGACGUGCAUCAGCGUCGAGCGCUUCCUGGGCGUCGUGUACCCGCUGAGCGCCGCGCGCUGGCGCCGCCGCCGGUACGCGCUGGCCGCGUGCGCGGGCGCCUGGCUGCUGCUGCUGGCCGCGCUGUCGCCGCUGGCGCGCACCGACCUCACCUACGCCGUGCACGACCUGGGCAUCGUCACCUGCUUCGACGUGCUCAAGAGGACCAUGCUGCCCACCGUGGCCAUGUGGGCCGUGUUCCUCUUCACCAUCUUCGUGCUGCUCUUCCUCCUCCCCUUCGUCAUCACCGUGGCCUGCUACACGGCCACCAUCCUCAAACUGCUGCGCAGCGCCGACGGCCACAGCCGCGGGCAGCGGCGGCGCUCCGUGUGCUUGGCCGCCGUGGUGCUGCUGGCCUUCGUCACCUGCUUCGCGCCCAACAACUUCGUGCUGCUGGCGCACAUGGUCAGCCGCCUCUUCUACGGCGGCAGCUACUACCACGUGUACAAGCUCACGCUGUGCCUCAGCUGCGUCAACAACUGCCUGGACCCCUUCGUGUACUACUUCGCGUCGCGCGAGUUCCAGCUGUGCCUGCGGGACUACCUGGGCUACGGCCGGCUGCCCGCCGACAGCCAGGACGCGCGCCGCGACAGCCUGUUCUCCGCGCGCACCGCGUCCGCGCGCUCCGCGUCCUGCGCCCCCGACGACGGGCAGGACGGGGCCGGCAGGCCCGGCCCGCAGAGGCGCGAGAGCGAGUUCUGA